Molecule: messenger RNA, 3700 nt
Organism: Doryrhamphus excisus (bluestripe pipefish)
Lineage: Eukaryota; Metazoa; Chordata; Actinopteri; Syngnathiformes; Syngnathidae
Source: RefSeq, a predicted model, not a curated record
AAUCAGGCGAAGAAGAAGACAAAAAUGAAAGUGGCGGUGUUUUGUAAUGACACAUGAAGUACAUACGGCUUCCUGGUGUGGUAACGUUGUAGCGGCAAGUAACAGUCUUUAUGUGCAACAGUGUUUGCUUGUGUGUGUGAGAGAGAGUUAUUAUUAUUUUGCGGAUCAUAAAGAUGACAGCGUCCUAUGUGGAUUAUACUAUCGGAGGGGUGAAAAUCCACUUCCCCUGCAAGGCGUAUCCAUCCCAGCUGGCCAUGAUGAAUUCAAUCUUACGAGGGCUGAACUACGGGCAGCAUUGUUUGCUGGAGAGUCCGACAGGAAGUGGGAAGAGUUUAGCUUUGCUGUGCUCGGCGCUGGGAUGGCAGCGGGCACAGUUGGAUAAAAUGCAAGGAGGAGGAUCUGAAGAUCAGAGCCAGGCUUGUAAAAUGUCUGGCGACAAUAAGAGGUCAAAUGUCAGCAUCCCAUGUGACUGUGUAUGCCAUAGCAAAGUCUCACCUGUCUCGAAGGUGACGCCAGUCAAGGCUGAUGUUAUUGAUUUGACUGCCUCACCCUCCAAAGAGACGUCACAGCAGCUGCAUGCAGGAUCACAAACCACGGAGUCACUUCCCAGAAAAACGUUUCUGGAUUCUCACCUGAGUGAGAACUCCCAGUUUUCCAUCCUUGCCGACCAGGAUGAUUUCCAGCCACAGAGGAAACGCAUUCGCACGGCUGAACCCAAGGGAGUGGUGUUUACCGAGGAGAUGCCAGAGAUGGCAAAUCCCUCUUCAGGUCCUCAGCACUGGACUCCAAAGGCAAAAAACCAUGGCGCUGAUUUGGCGUCUUCUUGCUCUUCCCCCGAAUGCCACCAGUGUCUGUGUGCUUCAGCCAAGGGAAAUCUGAAGGAUGAAAAUGGCAAAAAGAAGAUACCGAAGAUACCCAAGAUUUUCUUUGGCACGCGCACGCACAAACAGAUCACUCAGAUUGCCCAUGAGAUGAAGCGUACGGCGUACUCCACUACUCCGAUGACCAUAUUAUCCAGCAGAGAUCACACCUGCGUCAACCCUGCUGUGGCACCUCACGCCCACCGGAACGAACUCUGCAAAGAGCUACGAGAAGGCAAAGAUGGAAAGUCCUGCCGUUACUACCACGCCGUACAGAAAAUGAGCAACCAGAGCACACUCCAACUGGUCCACGGAAUGCAGGAAGCCUGGGACAUUGAGGACAUCGUCAUGCUGGGCAAACGGCUUCGUUCCUGUUCAUACUAUGCUGCUCGAGAACUCAUGCAAAGCUCCCGCAUCGUCUUCUGUCCAUAUAACUACCUGCUGGAUCCAAUGAUCCGAGAGAGCAUGGCGAUUGAUCUUUCAGGCCACAUCCUGGUUCUGGAUGAAGCCCAUAACAUUGAAGACUGUGCCAGGGAAUGUGCCAGCUACACACUAGACCACAAUAGUUUGCUGUUAUGCACGGAGGAGCUUGACGGCAUGGUCACCAACAACAUCCGCCGAUCACAGCACGAGCUUCUGAGGGACUUCUGCUAUUCCCUCACCAACUGGAUCCAGGAGAGCCAAAGCCUUUUGUCAGAUCGGGGAUAUGAAAAUGCUAGUAAGGUUUGGAGUGGAAAAGACAUACUGGCCAUUUUUCACGGCCGAGGUAUCACUCCUGACUCCUUCCGGAUGCUGCAGAAAACUCUGGAAGAAGUGCUGGAGAAGGAGGAGGAUGAUGGUAACGAGGACAGCAAGCAGGUCGCAACUAUCAGCUCUUCAGCAUCCACUGUCCUCAAAGGCCUCUUCAUGGUGCUGGACUUCCUCUACAGAGACAAGUCCAGGUAUUGUGAAGACUACAAAGUUGCACUCCAGAAGAACUAUGCUUGGGUGAGCAAGGCCCCACCCGACAAUCACGAUUCCAAGGGUUUCCUGGUCCUACCAAACAACAAACAUCGCCGGAAAAUCAAAAUGAAGACGGAAGUUCUGACUCUGAGCUUCUGGUGUCUCAACCCUGCUGUGGCUUUUUCCGACUUAAGUGGGAGAGUACACAGCAUUGUCCUGACAUCAGGGACGCUGUCACCUAUGGGAUCCUUCUCUUCGGAACUCGGGGUGAAAUUUUCUAUUCAACUGGAGGCCAGUCAUGUUAUCAACAAAUCUCAGGUUUGGGUUGGCACCGUUGGUGAAGGGCCUCAGGGCAGGAAGCUGUGUGCCACCUUCCAACAUACUGAAACCUUUGCCUUCCAAGAUGAGGUUGGUGCUCUGCUCCUGCAUGUGUGCCAAGUUGUGGCCAAAGGAGUUCUCUGCUUCUUGCCUUCCUACAAGAUGCUGGAUAAGUUGCGGGAUCGAUGGACCGCCACGGGUGUCUGGAAUAAACUUGAGCAACAGAAAAUGGUCAUAGCGGAGCCUCGUGGUGGCGGGAAGGGUGAUUUUGAUGAGCUACUUCAGAUCUACUACAGUGCUAUCAAAUCCAGCGAGGAAAGAGACGGUGCUCUCCUGAUGGCGGUGUGUCGGGGGAAAGUAAGCGAAGGACUCGACUUCACUGAUGACAAUGCCAGAGCCGUGGUCACCAUUGGGAUCCCCUUCCCUAACAUUAAAGACCUUCAGGUUGAACUGAAGAUGAAGUACAACGACCUGCACUGCAAGAGCAGAGGUCUUCUGCCAGGCAAUCGCUGGUAUGAGAUUCAGGCUUACCGAGCUCUAAACCAAGCCCUAGGAAGGUGUAUUCGUCACAGAAACGACUGGGGGGCCCUCAUUCUGGUGGACAGCCGUUACAAGAAUAAUCCCAACAAGUACAUCACAGGUCUGUCCAAAUGGGUGCGCCAGCUUGUCCACCAUCAUGACACCUUCAGCGGCGCCAUGCACUCCCUGGAAGCCUUCUCUCAGGCGCAACAGAGGUUGUCCCACUCGGACCACCAGCUCUCUGCCGUCUCCUCCCCAGGGAGCUCAUCGGGAAUAAAGGAGUUACCGGCUUCGUGGAAGACCUCGGAUCUCCUUGAUUCACCUCUCACACCAGCGAAAGCUGGACAGGAACCACCAGACUGGCAAAGGACAAUCCAUGCUGCCCUGGCAGUGCAACCUUUCCAACCUAAAACACCCAUCAACGACCUUCAUUUGACCUCAGACAAGCGAGAGAGGAGCGAGGAGCAUGUUCCUCAGUCAUCAGCUGAAGUCCCAUCGAGUCCAUCCAAAGGAGAAGAGCUUCAUCCUCAUUUGGAGCUUCCACAUUCAAACAAAGAAAGCGAAGAGGACCAAAGUGUCUUUUGUACCCCGGAGCUAUUUCACCAUGAGGAGGAGGAAACCGCUUCCUGUGAGGAUCCGUCACCUGCCAGGGCGACUUCUGAAGCGGAGAUCCAGGCCCAGCGGUCAGAAGAUCAUUGUGGUGGAACAAGUUUGAUGGAACAGCUGGACUUAUCGUGUCCCAGAGCAGGAGAACUGGUGAGAAACAAGAUCCGGCAGACGGAUAGUAAGCUUCGUAGGCUUUCCAGAAGAUAAGCGACAAGUGACAGCCUCAAAGUGUAGGCAGCUUUUCCUGCAGGAAAUGAUGGAAAUCGUGUUAUAUUUUAUUAUUUUUAUGUUGCAUUGGGUUACAUAUGCUCUUAGCCAAGUUUCAUAUGCACCAACUUCCACGACCCACAAGCCACAGUACAGCAUACUAUAAAUACUAUACAUACUAUACACGCUAUAUCAUAUGUUGGUUAGCCUUUAAGGAAAUGUUUGAUGCCAUAAUAAAGUACAGUUUU